Siniperca chuatsi (mandarin fish) is the source of this 2006-nucleotide messenger RNA. Its product is annotated as G-protein coupled receptor 4-like. The coding region runs from base 554 to 1483 and encodes 309 amino acids. NCBI's taxonomy places the organism in Eukaryota, Metazoa, Chordata, Actinopteri, Centrarchiformes, Sinipercidae. Gene Ontology annotation, biological process: phospholipase C-activating G protein-coupled receptor signaling pathway; positive regulation of Rho protein signal transduction. The record is from RefSeq and is a predicted model, not a curated record. The transcript is spliced from 4 exons. Gene Ontology annotation, cellular component: membrane. Gene Ontology annotation, molecular function: G protein-coupled receptor activity.
ACAGUAGUUUACAAUAAUGCAGGGCAGUGAGGACACAGCCACUUCACACAGGAGACCCACUGUAUUCCAGUGUUUUGGUUUGUUUUGUUUUUAUUUUCUCACACAAGACAUUUUUGGAAAGCUGUUUGUACAUUUAUUAUUGACUACGUUUGCAAGGACAUUUCUCUGUAUUGCCAUAAUGUAGCUCUCUGGAUUCUAUGAUUUCCAUAUGACAACUAACAAACAAUUAUGCCAUGUAAAUCUAAAUAUUAUUUGUCACAUAUCACAUAGACAGUUACAAAAUUUAUGAAAAAGAAAUCCCUCCAUCUUCUAGUUUUCUCAAGUAAUUUAAUCAUUGAAACGAGUGAAUCAUCCAAUAACAAAAAGUCUCUCACAACACUGUCUGUCAGUGACACUUCAAAAAAAACAACAGAGGAAGCUAUGUUGUGCAAUUUUUCUCCCUGUCACUACUGCACUAGGGCUGUUUAGAAGCAGAUGACAACCUGUAGUUACUGGUAUAUGUAACACAUUAUAGUGGUGGUACAGCAGCGCUUAACCAGUCACACUGUGAAGAAUGGAAACUUUCUACAAUUACUACGACUACAAUGACACCUACCUGUAUGACUAUGAUUAUGACUUUGGAAAUUACACCAUGUUUAAAGAGUUUGACUUUUUCAAGCACAAUAAGGAUUUGCCAACAGUCUCAUAUGUGAUUGCAUGGAUUGUGAUCUGUAUAGGUUUUCCAUUGACAUUACUGGCCAUCUACGCUCUAUAUUCACUGGUGCGAGAUGACCAUGUUGCGCCAGUCUAUGUCAUCAACCUCCUGAUGUCUGACCUCAUCCAGAUAUGCUGCUUUGUGAUCUGGGUGGCAGAACACAGAUUCAUGGUCGUCUCUGCCUCUAAAUAUCUCUACUUCAUCAGUGUGAUGGCCAGUGUUGGCUUCAUGGUGUGUGUCGCUCUGGAAAGGUAUUUGGUCAUCGCCUGCCCACUGUGGUACCGCUUCAGACGAAGCAUCAAGACCUCUGUGUUAGUCUCCAUUAUGGUCUGGGUCUUAUGUUUCAUCGAGUUCCUUAUUGCACUGCUAACAUCUAACUUCUGGCACCCACUCAUUUUCCGCUCUGUUUUGCUUCUCCUCCCCUUCCCCCUGCUCAUCUUCUCUCUGGCUGGGACCCUCAAAGCCCUGUCUGCGGCCAUUUCUGUCUCUCUUAAAGAAAAAAGGCGAAUCGUAGGAACUUUAGUUGUGGUGCUGCUAAACUACACAGUGCUGUUCUUGCCCUGGGUUAUUUGGCUCUUGGAAUUGUCUCAUAUUGUCAGUGAUUCAGGUUUAUACUUAUCAUUUCUUCAGUUCAGUCCUCUUGCAGACCUGGUUCUGUAUGUUUUCAUGAGGAAAGGGGCUGUAGACAAGCUGCUGGUCCACCUGUGUUGCUGCAGGAUGACAAGAGAGGAAGAACAGGAACAGGUCACCACGAAUGAAAAAAACACAGAAGAAGUCAGCUCGGUGUAGACAGAGCAGGAAAGGAAGAUGGAAAAGAGGGAGCGAAAAGGGAACUGAACCUAAUCAUGGAAUCACAAGUUCCACCCCUUUCCUUCAAUGCACACAAUGGACAACUUUCCUGGGCUGAUAAUGCACUGUAACUUCAUCCUACUGAUUUAUUUAACAUUAUAAUCCUUAAAACUUUGAUUAAUCAGACCCUCUCCAAAGAGUUGUUUUCAUUGUUAGUGGUGGACUCUUUCAUUCCCACACAGGAUUCAAAUGGCCUACCUAUGCCCGACAGAUUCACAGGAAACGAUGCAUGCAUGUAAUCCAGCUUAACUGUUUGUAAUUUUAUCUGUAUCAGAGCUGUAUUAAGUUACUGCUAAUGCUAACUGCUGAAGCUUUAUAUUAAAAACAUUCAACUGGCGAAACACGAGAUGACUUUUAUUAUUCUUGCGUUAUAUUUUCAGUCAUUGUCAAACUUGCAAGUGCUAUAUAAAUAAACCUGAUUAAAUUACUUAAAUGUCACUGUUUUGCCUCAGUACCUUUAAUG